Molecule: messenger RNA, 851 nt
Organism: Phytophthora sojae
Lineage: Eukaryota; Oomycota; Peronosporomycetes; Peronosporales; Peronosporaceae
Exons: 4
Coding region: 1-723 (240 amino acids)
Biological process (GO): actin cytoskeleton organization; barbed-end actin filament capping
Cellular component (GO): actin cortical patch; F-actin capping protein complex
Molecular function (GO): actin filament binding
Source: RefSeq, a predicted model, not a curated record
AUGGCGGAGGAGUGGGCGUACGAAGAGGCCUCGGACGAGGAGAAGCUCCAGAUCGCGCAGCGCUUCCUGCUGGCCAGCCCGCCCGGCCAGGUCCACGAGGUCCUGCGCGACGUGGCUAAGCUCGUGCCCGCCCACAUCUUGAUCUGCGAGGAGGGGGAGGUGGACGCCGCUCACUACAUCGACCCCAUCGGCAACCGCAUCCUGGGCUUCGACCACAUCAAGCAGCAGGUUGUGGCCGACGACGUGGCCGAGAUCCCCGAGGAGAGGAUCUCGGACUUUGAGAAGGAGCGAGGAACUGCCGGUGUGUAUGUUGUGGGCUCCAAGAUCGUGGUCAACCUGUGCACGGAGCGGAUCAACCUGCGCAACUUCUGGGGAGGACGCUGGAAGUCGAGGUGGGAGGUGGACUUGACGGCCAACCCGGCCAAGGUCAAGGGCAACAUCCAACUGCACGUGCACUACUUCGAGAACGGCAACCUGCAGCUGCAGAGCUCCAAGGACGUUGAGGUGGAGAUCACGGUUCAGCGCGUCGGUGGUCUGGGCGACGCUCUGCUGCGCGUCAUGAAGGAGGCGGAGGACGACCUGCAGACCAACCUCGAAGACAUGUACAUUAACAUGUCCGAGGAGACUUUCAAAGAGAUGCGUCGUGUCAUGCCCGUGACGCAGACCAAGAUGGAGUGGAGCUUGCACGCGCAUCGCACGGCCAAGGACCUCGGACGCAAGUAAAAAAAUUGUGAGCCCCAGCUGCGCUAGAGCUUUCGCGCAGCCAAACAAGUCCAAACACCGAAAAGAAUUACACGUUGAGUACACAGUACGAGACUCGAGCGCGAAUGGCUUAUUUGUUGAUCAUCUGU